Chlamydomonas reinhardtii is the source of this 4032-nucleotide messenger RNA. RefSeq lists its product as uncharacterized. The transcript has 7 exons. The record is from RefSeq and is a predicted model, not a curated record. Lineage: Eukaryota; Viridiplantae; Chlorophyta; Chlorophyceae; Chlamydomonadales; Chlamydomonadaceae. The coding region runs from base 59 to 3556 and encodes 1165 amino acids.
CUGCUGCAGCCUGCCUAGGGCUGGACACCGCGUGCACGGACAGAGAACGCUUCGUUCCAUGGCUGCGACCCAGCAGCGCCGCGCGCCCGGGCCCGCCGCGCCCGUCGGCCUUCGAGGCGGCCGCGGAGCCGAGCUGUUGGACGUGCUGUGGGCCAUUGGCGACAAGGAGCUGCUCUACAGCCUGCUGGGCAGCCAGGCCAAGUCGGCGCUCCGCGGCGCCUGUCGCGGCAGCCGCGCGUGGGUCGACUCGUGCGUUUCCAGCCUCACCAUCGCGCCCUGCGUGGGCCGCGCACCUCGCUCGCCGCGGGUGCUGAACCGGCUGCCGGCCCGCCUGGUGCGGCGCUGGCCGCGGCUGUCUCGCCUGCGUGUGCUGCUCGCCAAGCGGGUGCUGUGCGAGGGCGGCUGCAGCUGCGGCGACUGUGUGCUGGGCCCCGAGGCGGUGCAGGACGUGGUGGCGAGGGCGCUGGCGGGCGGCGGCGCGCUGCCGCUGCUGGCGCGGCAGCUGCGGGAGCUGACGCUGCACUUCCUGGCCCAGCCCAUCGGAGGAGAUGACGGCGGGGGCGGGGGCGGGGGCACGCAGUCGCCGUGGCCGCUGCCCACCGCGCUGGUGCCGUGGGUCGCGGCGUUCCUGCCGCAGCUGCGGGCCAUCCGCAUCACCGGCUGCGUGGACGUGGCGUACAGGCCCCUGGACGAGCUGCACGCCGGCAGCCGCCCGCACCUGCUGUACAGCGGCCUGUCCGCCCUCCGCCACCUGCGCUCCCUGCACCUGGCCACGCCCGCCGGCCUGCACUUCCUGCCGCUGCUGGCGCCCGCCCUGGAGCAGCUGGUCAUCCGCCGCCCCGCCGCCGCCGCGCCGCGGCACUACGUCAGCGUGGGCGUGAGCGGCGUGCUGCAGGGUCUGGCGGCGCUGACGCGGCUCACCUCGCUCAGCCUGGAGGGGCACGAGGUGUGCCACUGCUGCCGCAAAGCGCCGCAGGUGCUGCUGGGCCCGGGCCUGCCGCCCGCGCUGCGGCGGCUGCACCUGGACCUGCUGGGCAUGCCGGGCGUGGCGCUGCGGCUGAGAGUGCCGCUCACCCUGGAGCUGGAGGGGGAGGGGGAGGGGGGACAGGGGGAGGGGGGGCAGGGUGGCCUAGGCGGUGCAGCAGCAGGGGCAGGGAGUAUUGGCGGUGGUGGGGGCGGCGGCGGCGGGGGCGGCGGCGGGGGCGGGUGCCGACUGGUGCUGACGGUGGGCACUGCCGGCCGGGCGGUGGGGGUGGAGGAGCUGGUGCGGGUGGGCGCAGUGCUGCUGCAGGCGCGGCGCAUGCUGGUGGACAGCGAGGCGGCAGCAGGCGGCAGCGGCGGCAGCAGCAGCAGCGGGCGCGGCAGGCGGGAGCGGCGGCAGCCUGGGGACACAGACGAGGAAGGCAGCACCGACACCAGUGGCGCGCACAGCGAUGGUGACGGUGAAGGUGACGGCAGCAGCAGCGACGGCGGGGGCGGUGAGGACUACGGCUUUGGCUUGGGCGCGGGCGCGGGCGCUGCUGCGGCCGAGGGAGCUGGGCCCCGGCCCGGGCAGGCGGCGCCGUCCCUUCGCGGCGCGCUGCUGGCGGCGGCCCCCCUGGUGCUGCGGGUGCCGCGGCUGGUGCUGUCGGGCCGGACCUGGAGGCCGCCGCGACCGCAGGGCACACACGCGGCCGACGAUGAUGAGGAGGAGGAGGACGGCGGCAGCGACGGCGAUGGUGACGUCAGCGAUGGCGGCGGCGGGGUUGCGGUGUUGAGGCGGCACGGCUGCCCGCGGGAGCCCCUGCACAUCAGGCCGCUGCAGGCGGGGGGCUGGCGCCUGCGCACACUGCAGCGCCUGCGCAGCAUGUGCAUGGGCGGCGGCGGCGGCAGCGGCGGCGUCGAUGUGGCGGGUGGCGGUGAGGGCGCCAGCGGCGGCACCGGUGGUGGCACCGGGGGCGGCGGUGGGACGGGUGUGGGUGUGGGUGCUGCCCCGCGGGCGCUGGGCACGUGGGAGGUGCGGCAGCUGGAGCUGAGGGCGCCCGGCUGCGUGCACGCCCUGCGGCAGCUGGCGGCGCUGCUGCCCCCCGGCUCGCCGCCGCCGCCGCACGUGCUCCUGGUGGACGGCGCCGCCUGGUCCGGACACCGCCUGCAGCGGCCACGCGGCGGCGGCGACACCGAGUGGAACAAUGAGGAUGAUGACGACGACGACGACGACGAUGAUGACGAAGACGACUGUGAAGACAGUGAGGAGUGGCGUUGCAGCGGCAGCGGCAGCGAUGAAGGAGAGGAUGGCGAGCAGGAUGGGCGGGGCUCGCGGCGUCUGGACGGCUUCAACAGUUUUGCGGAGGCGCUGCGCCACGGCCUGCCGCCGGCCUGGCGCCGCGCCGUGCGGCGGCUGACGGUGUUGUGUCCGCCCGGCGCGGUGCGCAGCGCGGCGGAGGUGCUGGCGGCGGCGGCGGCGCUGCCGUGCCUGGAGGUGGCGGCGGUGGCGGGCGGUGCCCACCCGGCCCGCAUGCUGCGUGGGCUGGCGGGCGGGCUGGCGGCGGCCGCGCGGGGUGACGUGCGGCCCGGGGGCGGCGGGUGGGCGGGACUGCAGCGCCGCGGCAUGCAGCUGCAGGUCCUUGCGGUGGACGACCCCGGCCCCCGCAGCCGCGGGCCGCUGUCCACAGCUCACCGCGAGCGCCGGGCGGCGGCGCGGUGGCGGUCCGCGUGUGGUGUGCUGGCGGCGGUGGCGCACGUACGGGAGUACAGGACGCGGCUGAGCGCUCGCCGCCUGGACUGCCGGGGCCCCGACCUCAUGCACCACCACCACCAGUACAACCACCAGUACAACCACCAGUACAACCACCAGUACAACCACCACCAGCUACAGCACUACAACAUGCUCGAGGGCGAGGCGGACGUCGCCGUGGCCGCCAUCCUGCUGGGCGGCAGUAGCAGCGGCCGCGGCAGCGGCAGUAGCAGAGGCCUCGGCGGCGGCAGUAGCCACGGCCAACUGGGCGCCAUCCCCGCCGCCGGCCCGCACGCGCCCGACCCGGAUGCGCUGCUGGAGGCGCUGCUGGGCUCGGACGCGGAGCUGUGGGGCGGCCUGCCGCUGCGCAAUGAGAGGUGGCGGGUGGCAGUGGAGGCGCGUGGCCGCCGCAGGCAGAGGCAGCUGCGGGAGCCGGGGCGGAAGUGCCGGCGGGGGCAGCGGGGGCAGCGGGAGCGCCUGCACCAGCAGCAAGAGGGCGUGGCAGCAGCAGGGGAAGAGGAUGAGACGGAGGGUGAUGAGGAUGAGGAGGAUGAGGAGGAUUAUGAUGAGGAAGAUUAUGAUGAUGAGGAGGAGGAGGAGGGUGAGGAGGGUGAGGAGGACGAGGAGGACUGCUUUGUGGAUGAGGCGGAGGCCGCGGAGGCGGAGGCCUGGGUGUUGCGGCACCAGCUGCAGGAGCUGCGCGGCCGGCACGGCGCGGCAGCGAUCCUGGGGGGUGACAGCAGCAGCAGUGAGGAGGGCAGCGAGGAGGGCAGUGAGGAGGACAGUGCGGAUUCCUUGGAGGAGUGGCAUGGACAGGACGAGGGAGAAGGGAUGGACGUGUGAACCGGGGAGCAGUGCUUGCGUCUUCCAGGCACAGUCGUACAGGCACCGGCUUUCCGUGCAACUGCCAGCUCCUGGUUGCAGAGGUACCCGAGUACUGCGACUCCGGACUCGGCUUGUGGGCUUGACUUGUCGUACACGAGAUAGUGGGGGUGAGUGGGAACUGUCCUCUAACAAGUAUAAAGGAGUUUGAGGAGGAUGACAGUGCGCGGCUGCAGCUGCCGCGCGGCGAUGGCGGCCGCAGCGGGCCUGGCUGCCUUGGUGGCUGUGGGGCAGGGGCGCGUGGGGCAGUAGGGGCGCGUGAAGCUGGCGGUGUCCCGCAUUGAUGCGGGGCUGGGUCUGGGCGGUGAGGGGGGGUGGACAAGGCAGGGUGAGGUGCACGUGCUGCUAGGCGGCUCUCACCCGCUGCCAGCCGGGGCUGGUGCAGGCGCGGUGCCCGCAGUAUUGAUGCGCCGCUGUUGCUGUAACGGAUGGUGCGU